AUGGGUGAGUACGGUACCGUCGUAGUGUGGUUGUGUAGCCCAACACACCGUACGAAUAAUCACAAUCGAGUAAUAGAACUUCCACGUGAUGGGUUACGGAACACUGAGAUGUAUACAACAAUAGUCAAACUGAGAUCUCCACCAAGGGAAUAUAUUGGUUUGAUUAAUAAAGGAAGUGACCUUCUCUGGGUUAAUUGCAAUCAAUGUGAUAAUUGCCCUCAAUCUAAUGAACUUGGGUUUAAGUUUAAUUUCUUUGAUACGAUGAGUUCAUCCACGACCGCGCUGAUUCAUUGCUCGUACCAUAUAUGCCCUUUUGAGGUUCAAGGUGCGGAUGUUCGAUGCUCUCCUCCCAUUAAACAUUGCAGAUACACGUAUGAGUAUCAAUAUAAUAGUACUAUCUCGGGUGUUUAUGUCACUGAUAAAAUGCAUUUUGACAUGAUCCUCAAGCAACCUUCUCCUUCCAAUGUAAACUCUUCAGCCACUGUGUUUUUUGGGUGUUGUACCAAUCUUGAUUGGGGUUUGAUUGAGACACCAACAACAUUUGAUGGAAUCUUUGGGUUUGACCCUGGUUCUCUGAAUGUUGUGUCUCAAUUGUCAGCACGUGAAAUACUACCGAGUGCUUUUUCUCAUUGA
Messenger RNA from Cicer arietinum (chickpea), 633 nucleotides. NCBI's taxonomy places the organism in Eukaryota, Viridiplantae, Streptophyta, Magnoliopsida, Fabales, Fabaceae. The record is from RefSeq and is a predicted model, not a curated record.